Onychostruthus taczanowskii (white-rumped snowfinch) is the source of this 2418-nucleotide messenger RNA. RefSeq names its product TNF receptor superfamily member 1B (gene TNFRSF1B). Gene Ontology annotation, molecular function: tumor necrosis factor binding; tumor necrosis factor receptor activity. Gene Ontology annotation, cellular component: membrane. The transcript is spliced from 10 exons. The record is from RefSeq and is a predicted model, not a curated record. NCBI's taxonomy places the organism in Eukaryota, Metazoa, Chordata, Aves, Passeriformes, Passeridae. The coding region runs from base 7 to 1479 and encodes 490 amino acids. Gene Ontology annotation, biological process: inflammatory response; regulation of T cell cytokine production; regulation of T cell proliferation.
GCGGCGAUGGGGCCGCGCCGGGCGCUGCUCCGGGAGCCCGGCCCGGGGCCCAUCCCGCCGCCGAUCCCGCCGCUGAUGCUGGUGUUGAUGCCGGUGUUGAUGCCGGUGUUGAUCCCCGCCGCGGCCGGGCGGGAAUAUUCAUUACCUUACACGCCACAGUUUGCACAAUGCAACAAUCCCAGCACUGAAUUCUAUGAUGAAGAACUUAAUAAAUGCUGCAGCCAGUGUCCUCCAGGUCAGUAUAGGACAGGGAGCUGCAGUCACACCGUGGACACCAAGUGCAGCCCCUGCAGACCUAAAACGUACACAGCCAUCUGGAAUUAUUCUCCACAGUGCUUUGCCUGCUCACCACCCUGCAGGAAAGGGCUUGUACAGAAGCAAACGUGCACUAGGUCCCAGGACAGGAUCUGUAGCUGCCCACCCCACAAGUACUGUGUUUCCAAGCUGGACGAGUACUGUGAAGUGUGCAGAACACACAAAAAAUGCGGCAAAGGUUACCGGGUUUCCAGAAGAGGGACAGACAGCACAGACACAGAAUGUAAACCUUGUCCUGCUGGCACGUUUUCCCCUGAGGAAUCCUACAACACCAGCUGCAUACCCCACACCAUUUGUAAAUCAGUGGCUGUCCCUGGGAACAGCAGGAAUGACACUGUUUGCAGUGACUCAGGAACAGCCACAGUUCUGCCUCACACCAUUUUGAACCUGCUUCUGACCCAAAGCUCAGCUUCCCACAAACCUGAAAUAAUAACUCAACCUGUCGUGUUAAACUCUGUACCUGACCUGUCCCACAUCACCGGAGCAGUAGCAGGGCCAUUGUUAUUGGUCCUGAUAAUUGCUGUUUUGGGGUAUUGCUUAGUCUCAAAAAAAAAAGCAGCCCUUGUGUACUCUGCAGCAGCUACAGAAGCAGAUUUGCGUUUUCCCCCUCCAGAAAAACAAUGUGACAAAAAAGUCAAAGAUACAGAGUUGCAGAACUCCAGGAGUUCUGAACAGGAACAACAGCAUCUCUUGGAAACUUCUGGGUCCAGCAGUAGUAUCCUGAAUCCAACUGGAUCUCCAACCAUCAGUGUAACAAGUAAAAAGAAUUAUGAAAAUAAAAACUCAGGAGAAUUUCAGCAGCAACAUUCACCUUCUGAAGGUUCUAAAUUCCUGAGUGGAGACAGACACAGCUCUGCGAGUUCAGAACAUUCUGGUAACGGAGGCACACAGGUGAAUGUGACGUGCAUUGUGAAAUUUUGCAGACCAGACUGCAGCUCGCAGUGCCCCGAGCAGGUUAGCUCAGCCAGCAGGGAUUAUGGACACACUCCCUGGUACUCCCCAGCAGGGGAAGAAACCCUCCUUUCAAAAGAAGACAAUGCCUUGAACAAAGAAACCGAAAUUCACAUCACAGUGGAAAAUGAGGACAAUUUACUUCAAGACUCACUUCCAGAAGAGAAGAAGGUUCCUCUGGGCAUCCAAGAUGCUGGGAUGAAAACCAGUUAAAGGAAAUUACAGAUCGUAUGCUGAUGGACUGAUAAUCAAACAACCUCUUGUCUUACAAAACAAACAUUCUGGUAAAUGUAGCUUUCUUACAGAUUUGAAAUUUCAGAUGAAUAUAGACACUGAUGCUUUCAAAGUUUUUAGCAUCUUCUGUCGCUUUGCAGUUUAAAAGAAAAAGCAUUGAAACUUUUUACAAUUGAAUGGCCAACUCCUUCCUUUCUCUUUGAUACCCUAGAGGGCCUUUAUCAGACUUGAAAAGGAGUAUUUUUCAAACUUUAUGCUGUUUUCUCCUGAGACUUCUUCUGAUGAUGAUUUUAUUCAAGGUCUGCCAUGUGUCAAGAACAUGGCUGUGACCAGCACUUCUAAGGGGCUGCAGUUAAAUUAUCAUUCUUUCAAUGCUCAGGAAUCAUCUGUUCAAUUAAAUUUUAAAGUUAUUGCAUUCAGUUUCCUAUCCCCUAUCUUAGUUGUCAUACUUUCCUUCAUCCUCCUGGAUAUUUCUUUUAUUAUUACAGCUUGUUUUUUCUCAUUAUCAGACCAAAUUUCUCAAGUACAUAUAGGGUAUUAGGAAGUGAAAUCUUUUACACAAACUUUUUUACAACUAAAAUGACAACUGUUAUGUUUAAACAACAGCAUUUCAUUGCCUUUACAUAGCUGAUUUUGUUUUAGAAGGGAAAACCUAGACUGAACUAUUGUUAUCUUGGAGUAGGAGUAAGUUCCUUUUGUUGACAACCCUAGAGUUUGUCACCUUUGUGUCCUGGCUGAGGUAACGUUUCCCCCAUUGAUCCUGACCUCAUUUUUGAGGUAAACCAUAAAUCCAAAAUAUUUUCCCUGUGCUCGGUGACUAUUAGAGCAGUUCCCUGUGAUUAUCUUUGCCAGACAGCUCAUUGCCCUCGGGUGGCAGAGCAUCAUCUGUAAUAAAUGGAAUUUACUCAAACCCCAGAA